This is a messenger RNA of Heterotrigona itama, 2534 nucleotides long. NCBI's taxonomy places the organism in Eukaryota, Metazoa, Arthropoda, Insecta, Hymenoptera, Apidae. The record is from the annotation of a GenBank genome assembly.
GGAGGCGUUGAACGCUGCCUGCGAGAGGCGUGGAAUCGACAUGUCGCGGAUCGAGGUGUUCGAUGGCUUCUCGCAGUCGUUAUUACCGAUCCACACCACGGAAACUUCGAACCUUGGUGGGAAGUAUUUACGAAUAACAGAGUUAUCGGUGUCGUAGCGGUCGUUUCUUCAGCGUUUCGACGGAGGAUUCGAGCGUCGACUCCGAGGUCGGUAGCAACACCACGCUGACAUCUGGUCGGAGUUCCGCUGGGGCUGCGGGGCUCAAGACCAGCAAACAGCGAUGGAGUGGCUUCUUCACCAAUACCAAAGGCACCAAACUCGAUCUACUUACCGCUCAGCUGGACGAUUAUGACAAGCACGGAGUGCCGAAACUUUCCGAACUGUCUUACGAGCUCACCUUCAAUGAAGAUGCCUUGUACAAUCUAGAACACGAUUGGCGCGAUAUUGUUCACAAUUCGGACCAACUAUCGGAGAAACAUCAGCAACAGCAAACUGCUCUAUGGGAGCUAGCUCAAACGGAAGUAGCUUACAUAAAGACUCUAAAGGUCGUGACAGAUCUGUUCAUGGCGUGCCUCUGCAGCCUGCAGGCCUCGAAUAUCCUGAACGAGGUCGACAGGACGAAGCUGUUCAGCAAUAUCCCCGAGAUCUACGCCGCGAAUCGCUACUUCUGGACUGAGUGCAUUCUAGUGAUGCUGAAUACAUCGAGGACCACUGGGCAACCGCUCGAUCCUGGCCACCUUCUGCAAGGUUUUGAGACGUUCGAGCAAACGUUCGCACCUUAUACCAGAUACUGCGCGGAGCAAAGCAAAUGUCAACAGUAUUGCCGGGACCGUCUGAACGAUAAUCAGCUAUUCACGGUCUAUCUGGUGUGGUGUGAGACUCAAAAGGACUGCAAUAGACUGAAACUACUCGACAUACUGGUGAAACCUAUGCAGAGGCUGACGAAGUACUCUCUCCUCUUGAAGGCUGUUCACAAGAACACAGAGAACGAGGAGCAACGAGCAGAAUUGACGCAUAUGAUCAAAUCUGUCGACGACUUCGUGGCAUCGGUGAACGCAGCCUUGAGGAGGAACGAAGAAACAGCGCGGUUGGCCGGUGCUGCAUCUCGAAUAGAGAGCUACGACGUGGUCGAAUCUAGAGACGAAGAAUUAGAGAAACUGAUUAAAAUUCACAGCACGUUCGACAUUACCACCGUUCCAAUGCCAGGCUGUCCGAAAGACAGCUUCAGAAUACUUCUUCGCGAGGGAGAUUUAAAGUUGAGGGAUGCUGCUAGUAGCAAGAUGGAAGUACACGUGCUUCUACUGACAGACAUGCUAUUGAUCUGCAAACCGUCGACCAAGAAAACUUCGUCCAGCGGGCUGACUGGCACCGUCGGGGGCGGUUUGAAGAUUAUAAGACAACCGUACGUUAUCGAUCGUAUCCGAAUACAUGAGUUGAAAGAGUCAAGCAGCUUAGGCUUGGUUUAUCUGAACGAGUACGGAGCAGUAUCAGCUGCUUUGGUUCUCAGCGCUGGAGAAUCAAAAUUAGCCAAGUCUUGGAUGGAGUCCAUAAGGAAAGCUCAGCAACAAUUCGCGUUGAUGAAAGUGCCACCGCUUGGCAACACGAUGAAUUUAGGCACGGUCAAUAGACAACCGAGCACAUUCCUCGGUGAAGUGGAAUUCGAGCCGGAGGAAUGCGAGGGUAUACCGAAAACACCUCGUGGGAGUAGCAGAGCGUCGAGAGUGAGCAGUCUCGCUCACAGUCAUAGACGAGGAUAUGAAAGCUUUAGCCCUAAUAGUCACGAAACUGCUUCCAGUGGAAGCAUAGAGAUGGAGGGUGUUUCGCCGGGAAGCAGCAGCUUCCUGCCCAGUUACAACCCAAGCAGAAAUGUCAGCGUAGAGACGAGUGAACCGCCGCGCGCCUCGAGCGUAUCAUCGGAAGAAGGAGGUGAGAGUUCUGGCCACAACCACAGACCCUUGCAAAUAAGACGAUACCCACUGAGUAAGUCACCGACGCCUAACACAUUGAGCGUCCAAGUGCCGGCGUAUUCUAGCUUGGGCCAAUCGCUGCCAAAUUUGACCCUAGCCACUUCGCCACAAACGUCAACCGUGUCUCCGACACCGCCAAACUCGCUUCUAAUCGUACCCCAAAUAACAAAGAGCAAGGACACUUUGCUUUCACCAGGGCACCGAGGUAGCAAUUACCCACGCGGGAGUAUCUCGUAUCCGCCACCGUCGCCCCCGAGAGGGGCGCUUAGAAGAGCGUUCGCGAUUCCUCAAUCGCGAAACCCACCUCUCGUUAAAACGAGACACAUAAGCACGUCUGUGACACAGACGAUUCAGCCUACCAUGAACCUAGACGCGGAAGCCAUCGAGGAGAGAAGAAGAAGGCUGGAACCUUCGCACCGAAUGCCAUCGACCAGCAGCAUCGCGGAGCAAAAGGUUCACUGUUUCAUCUAAGAUUACAAUCUGACAGGCAAUAUUGGUCUUUUUUAUAUUUUCUUUCAUAUUAUAUAUAUUAUAUAUAUAUAUAUGUAGUCAGAGAAAAUAGUUCAG